Leishmania braziliensis MHOM/BR/75/M2904 is the source of this 411-nucleotide messenger RNA. RefSeq lists its product as hypothetical. The coding region runs from base 1 to 411 and encodes 136 amino acids. The transcript has a single exon. The record is from RefSeq and is a predicted model, not a curated record. Lineage: Eukaryota; Euglenozoa; Kinetoplastea; Trypanosomatida; Trypanosomatidae.
AUGAGUGCGUCACAGCAGAGUCGACCACUCACCGCGGAGGAGCGAGCACGCUCGCUGGAUGUGCUUGCCGAUCUGCUCGCAUCCACCUUCGACGCGCAGGUGAGCGCCGCCGAAGUGCAUCGAGCAUUGGCUAGAGGCAACACAGCGGGCGGCGACGAUGAUGACAACUCGUGGCGGGUAAGCAUGAUGAAGUGCAUCCAUGAGCACAACACUGGAGUGGCGAGCGAAGCAGCGCAGCGAGACUCGCAGGAGUGGAUAUGCCCCAUGUGCGAGACAGUGAACUGGUCCCUGGACGCUCGUAAGACCCUCCGCAGGCAACAGGAAGAAGCGUCAUGCAGACUGUCACGUCUCGUAACGGAACCACUGCGGUGUGAGUGCUGCGGCUACGAUGGUACAGCAGCGCCGCCCUAG